This is a messenger RNA of Saitoella complicata NRRL Y-17804, 447 nucleotides long. RefSeq lists its product as uncharacterized. Gene Ontology annotation, molecular function: protein binding. NCBI's taxonomy places the organism in Eukaryota, Fungi, Ascomycota, Saitoellomycetes, Saitoellales, Saitoellaceae. The annotation marks the transcript as partial. The record is from RefSeq and is a predicted model, not a curated record. The transcript has a single exon.
CUGUAUGGACUUUCUCUCAGGCAUGGGUGGGGUGUGAACGAAGACCGUGAGCGUGCGUUUGACUUCUUGAAGGCAGCCGCUGAGAACAGUGCGUUCAUUGAAGAAUAUGCCAAACGAGCUGGUAUGAAAUCCGAUGGAAAGUCCGAGCUUUCCAUGGCCUUUUUCGAGAUGGGUGUGAGUUACCAGCGGGGAUGGGGUACGAAGAAGGAUCUCAUAAAGGCUAAGGAGUAUUUUGAGCUCGCGGCUGGGUUGGGUGACACUGAUGCUAUGCUCGAAACCGGAAAGUGCUACGAUCUGGGAAUUGGAACAAAGAAGGAUCGAUACAUCAGUGCGCAGUGGUACAGGGCAGCAGAGAAGAAAGGGGUGAAGGUCCUUGGCAACACCUGGAUCUGGAAGGACAAGUACAACCCACCGACGGAACAAGGCAAGGCAGAGGUCACGGCGUGA